AUGCAUAGAGGAACAGAACGAACUUCAUAUAUCUCUUUUCCACUCAAUCCAGAAACAAGAUCGGACGUUAUUCCGGUUCGUCUCCAUUUUAGUGAAACUCUUCCUCAAGCAAGGCAGCCGAUAAGUCAUCGAAGGCUUUUUGUUAAUAAUGUAAUAGUCAGCAUUACUUCUUUUCAAGUUUCCCAAGGUGAUUUCAUAUCUUUUAAAGAAAAUGAUACUCUAAUCUAUUCAGAAAUAAGGAGAUCCUUCUAUAUCGAAAUUUCAGUUUCUAAAAUCAUAGGAAAAUUCCUGGAUAGCCCGGUAAGAAUGUGGAGAAGAACCAAAACGGAAUGGUUCCGCUUACUUAAAACUAAGAGGGGAUGCCGCCUACUACUGAAAGACCCGUUUUUGCAACAGUUGCGUUCUUCUAUGCAAGACGAAGACUUAGAAAGAACAAAGAAGUUUGGAUCCGAAAAAGUAUGCUUAGGCAGUUCUUUCGCCGAGCACAAGAGAAUAAAGAGGCAUUUUUAUCAUUUCAAAUCGAUAUUCUUAUCGAAGAGAAGGAACGAAAAAACCCUAAAUCUUACUACUAGAAAAAGAAGUCCUAUAGUUUACAACUCUUCUUUCUAUAGUAAUUUGACCUCUUGCUCCACCCAUCAGUCUUCUAUGAAGAGAAAAAUAAAAAGCUCUUCCCUAUCUACUCAUUAUUCGGAGGUGAAUCAUAGAACACUAAAAGCUGUGCUAUCUUAUGGACCUAACAUAGGUCACAUCCCUCACGUGCGCCAAGAGCACAUUCGAUAG
This is a messenger RNA of Lactuca virosa, 780 nucleotides long. NCBI's taxonomy places the organism in Eukaryota, Viridiplantae, Streptophyta, Magnoliopsida, Asterales, Asteraceae. The record is from the annotation of a GenBank genome assembly.